GAUCUUCAGCCAGGGCACUGGCGUAGACACGCACUGUGCUGGUCUACCCCCGCCCGGCACCUCAACUGGAGCCCCCAUACCAGGGACACGCUCACCCUCUGCCCCUGUCUCCUCCCUUCAUCCCGCCAGCGCCAUGAGCCGCCCAGGACUGCUCGGGGUCCUGCUCCUGGCUGUGCCGGCCAUCUCCCUUCCUGUGAUAAACGACAUGACUAAAGGGGACACUAAGGUGAUGAAGUGCAUUGUAGAGGUCAUCUCUGAUACUUUAUCGAAGCCAAAUCCCCUGCCAAUCAGCGAGGAAUGCCUAGAAACACUCAGAGGAGAUGAACGAAUCAUUUCUAUCCUUCGCCACCAAAAUUUAUUGAAGGAACUUCAGGAAAUUGCUGCUCAAGGUGCUAAUGAGAGAUCUCAGCAGCAGAAGAAAAACAGUGGCUUCGAAGAUGAACUUUCUGAAGUCCUUGAAAGUCAGAAUGACAAGAACAAGCAGAGAGAUGCAGCAGGGGAGCACCCUGAAGAGGAGCAGCCCACAGUGUCCCUCUCUGAGUUGGCAGCACAGAAAACCCAGCAAAAUGAUGAUUCAAGAGAGGAGGGAAAAAACAGCCUGGAGGAGAGGGAGCCCAGGCCAUGGGAUGAUGACCCCAGAGAGAAGGAGAAUCGAGAGGAAGCGAGGAGCAACGAGAUCAGGGGUGCAGAAGGUGCCCAGCGAGAUAAAGCUUUGGACAAUCACAUCAGCAAAGAGUUCAGCAAGGAUGAGCGGCAGCAGCGAAAGCAUGAAGAGGAGCAGCCCAGAGGCCCCAGGGACAACCUGGAGCUUGAGGACGAGGGAGAGCAAGCAUCCAGGCAGGGCCAGGAGCAGAGCAAGGAGGUGGCAGGGGAGCGUGUGGAGCGGGAGGAUGACAGAGGAGAUGAUGCUGCAGAGGAGGACCCUACUGAAGUAGAGAGGUCACUUGAUUUGGCUGAAGAGGACGUGGAGGCUGAGGAGACGCAGGGAGAUGACAAUAAUGAUGAUGCUCUGGGAUUUGGAAAAGAUGGGCAGAGCUCUGAGGAGGAAGAGGAGGAAGAGCGACCCCGGGCACUGAGAGGAGGAAGGCAUCACCUGGAGGAUGAAGGGAUGCAGGAGGAGGAGGAGGAGGAGGAGGACACCUUCCAGCCCAGGGAUGCCAAAAGUGAAGAGUUGGAAGAGGAGUCCUCCAGGGAAUGGGAAGACUCCAAGAGGUGGAAUAAAAUGGAUGAGUUGGCCAAGCAGCUGACUUCAAAGAAGCGCAUGGAAGAACAUGAUAGUGGGGAAGACCCAGACAGGUCCAUGAAAAUGGCAUUCAGGUCCCACAAGUAUGAUUUCAAUAGUCCAGAGGAAGAUGUGAGAAGGUCGUGGAAGCACCACUCAAAGGAAGACAGCAGUGAAGGAGGCUUCCCGCUUGCUCCCAUGCCCGAAGAAAAGAAGGACGAGGAAGGCAGUGCUAACAGGAGAACGGAGGACCAGGAGCUGGAGAGCCUGGCCACCAUCGAGGCUGAGCUGGAACGCGUCGCGCACAAGCUGCACGAGCUGAGGCGAGGCUGA
This is a messenger RNA of Antrostomus carolinensis (chuck-will's-widow), 1555 nucleotides long. It is a transcript of the gene CHGA, whose product is annotated as chromogranin A. Gene Ontology annotation, cellular component: chromaffin granule. Gene Ontology annotation, biological process: negative regulation of catecholamine secretion; defense response to bacterium; negative regulation of insulin secretion. The coding region runs from base 134 to 1555 and encodes 473 amino acids. The transcript is spliced from 8 exons. The record is from RefSeq and is a predicted model, not a curated record. NCBI's taxonomy places the organism in Eukaryota, Metazoa, Chordata, Aves, Caprimulgiformes, Caprimulgidae.